AUGGUGCUGGUCUCAGCCUGUGGAGAAGUCAGCCUCAAUUUGAACACGACCCGAGGCGUUGUAGCGAUUUGGCUGACACAUGUUGCACUCGUCAAAGGUUUCUUUGUCAAUAUCUUUGGCCUUUCUAGAUGCUUGGAACAGCAGAUUCACUUCGACUCUGGAAGACACAUCCUGUAUCAGUUCAAUCCCAAGAACGUGAUCUGUGACCUUGAGUUUAACGCAGUCACACAGUAUGAGAAGCCGUCUCAUGACCCACGCAAGCCCGUCGAAGUCAUAGCAGAAGCAGCUCAUCGACCCACUGGUCAUGCCGGCCAAAAGGCAGUUGAGAAGCUCGCUGAGAAUGUGAUUGGUAUUAAGCUUCUAGACAAAGAAGCUCUCAAAUGGAAGCAUUGUGAUUGCUGCAUUCAAGCCAAGAUGACGAAACAAAUCAGUCAUUGGCCAUCAUCCCCAUUAGAUCAGCGAUUUCAAAGAAUAGCCCUAGAUAUCAUUUGA
Molecule: messenger RNA, 492 nt
Organism: Macroventuria anomochaeta
Lineage: Eukaryota; Fungi; Ascomycota; Dothideomycetes; Pleosporales; Didymellaceae
Exons: 1
Coding region: 1-492 (163 amino acids)
Source: RefSeq, a predicted model, not a curated record